Messenger RNA from Sebastes umbrosus (honeycomb rockfish), 2065 nucleotides. It is a transcript of the gene pyroxd1, whose product is annotated as pyridine nucleotide-disulphide oxidoreductase domain 1. NCBI's taxonomy places the organism in Eukaryota, Metazoa, Chordata, Actinopteri, Perciformes, Sebastidae. The transcript has 13 exons. Gene Ontology annotation, molecular function: flavin adenine dinucleotide binding; oxidoreductase activity. Bases 251 to 1759 code for a protein of 502 amino acids. The record is from RefSeq and is a predicted model, not a curated record.
UCUUCUCUCUGUUGUCAUGUGCUAAAGGGACUUUUCAUUAGCUAGCUUUAACAACACGUUUCUAAGAGCUUUCUGACACUCUUACCAGUUACCAUUUGUGUUUUAAAUAUGUAUUAACGUGUUCAUGCAGAGAAGGAAGAAUAAUAAAUUAAUAAAUAUAAUAAUAUAGCAACUAAUUGACUGAGGGAGUUAGUUAGUGUUGGCUAGACACAGUUAGCUUAGCAUUAGCAUCUGUUUUGUUCUGAGAGGAAUGGCAGAUAGGAAAGAGAAAACAUUCAGGUUUGUGGUCGUGGGAGGAGGCAUCGCAGGUGUGACAUGUGUUGAACAGCUGUCAUCCCAGAUCCCAUCAGCUGACGUGGCUCUGAUUACAGCAGGUCCACAUAUCAAGGCAGUGACCAACUAUAAACAGGUGUCCAAGACACUGGAAGAGUUUGAUGUGGAGGAGCGACCAUCCAGUUUUCUGGAGGAGAAGUUUCCCAACCUGACCGUCAUCCACUCUGCUGUCAAAUCACUUCACACACAGUCACAUUCUGUGGAAACUGCAGACGGUCGUGUUUUUGGUUAUGAGAAACUGUGUAUCUGCGGCGGGGGCAGACCAAAGCUCCUAACCCAGGACAACCCUUACGUCCUGGGGAUACGGGACACAGACAGCGCCCAGGAUUUACAGAAGCGGUUAUCCAAAGCAAAGAGAAUCGUUGUCGUUGGCAACGGAGGGAUUGCCUUGGAAUUAGUGUAUGAGGUGGAGGGCUGCGAGGUGAUCUGGGCCGUGAAGGACAAGGCCAUAGGUAACACCUUCUUUGACGCCGGGGCGGCGCAGUUCCUCAUCCCUUCACUGGAGGCGGACAAACCAGAAAGAGCUGCUCCCUGUAAGAGAACUCGCUACACCACAGAGGAACCAGCACCCGGAGGGUCCCAGACCUUCACAGCAGAUAGAAAUGCACGAAGGCGUGGCUCUGGUCCUACGGAGGCUGGCAGCGCUCUCGGCCCAGACUGGCAUGAAGGAUUAGUUCUACGAGGAGCAGAGAAGGUGUCCCGCAGAGUUUCAGUGGAAUACCAGUGUGAGAUGGAAAAGAUCUUCACCUCCGAGGAGCUGCUCAAUUCCCCUCAGCAAACACUCAGACCAGAGAAUGUAGGAUCCUGGCCCGUUUACAUCCAGCUAACCAACGGCAAAACAUUUGGCUGUGAUUUUGUCGUCAGCGCCACCGGCGUCGUGCCAAACACUGAGCCAUUUCUCCAUGGCAACAAUUUUGCACUGGCAGGUGAUGGCGGCCUGCAGGUAGAUAACCACAUGAUGACGUCAGAGCCAGAUGUGUAUGCUGCAGGAGAUGUGUGCACUGCAUGCUGGGAACGCAGCCCACUGUGGCAGCAGAUGCGUUUGUGGACGCAGGCCCGUCAGAUGGGCUGGUACGCCGGCCGCUGCAUGGCGGCGCACGUCCUUUCAGAACCAAUAGAACUGGACUUCUGCUUCGAACUCUUCUCACACAUCACCAAGUUCUUCAACUACAAGGUGGUCCUGCUGGGGAAGUUUAACGGGCAGGGGCUGCUGGGGCCCGACCAGGAGCUGCUGGUACGCUGCACCAAAGGCCGGGAGUAUGUCAAGGUGGUUCUCAGCGGAGGUAGGAUGGUGGGGGCGGUGCUGAUCGGGGAGACGGACCUGGAGGAGACCUUUGAGAACCUGAUCCUCAACCAGAUGGAUCUGACCCCGUAUGGAGAGGAGCUGCUCAACCCUGACAUUGAUAUAGAGGACUACUUCGAUUGAGCGUGAUGGGGGUAUGACUCAGCAACACAUUGAAGGCAGCGAGAAGGAAAUGUUGCACGUCCGAGAUAAUGGGUGUGUCCGAUUUUUACUUUACUUUAUUAACAACGAGAAGAAGCUCUCUGAUGAGCGACUAUCUUGGUUCUUAUUAAGAAACUUGUAAAUUUAAGAAUAUAUUUUUGCUUUAAAAUAAAUUAUUUUGAAAACCAAGUGUACUAAAGUAGCACUUGAGUGAUAUGUUUAGAAAAGGCAUGAAUGCAAAUGCUUCAUUAAAGCAGCAGUCAGCAGAAAUGGAGCAAAGGUUAUUUU